Ananas comosus (pineapple) is the source of this 1094-nucleotide messenger RNA. Its product is annotated as V-type proton ATPase subunit D. The record is from RefSeq and is a predicted model, not a curated record. NCBI's taxonomy places the organism in Eukaryota, Viridiplantae, Streptophyta, Magnoliopsida, Poales, Bromeliaceae. Gene Ontology annotation, molecular function: proton-transporting ATPase activity, rotational mechanism. Gene Ontology annotation, cellular component: proton-transporting V-type ATPase complex; vacuolar membrane. Bases 327 to 1013 code for a protein of 228 amino acids. The transcript has 2 exons.
ACUCAUCACGCCAUUACACGGUCGGUCUCCUCCGCUUCUCAGCCUCUUCUCUCUCUCCCCCUGAAGCGACGAAGACGAAGCGAAUUAUAGAGGAAACAGCGUCGUCGAAACCCUAACCCCACAUCGACGAAACCCUAAUCUCGCUCCGCUUCUUCUUCUUCUUCUUCUUCUUCGUCGAUCCCCGAUCCAUCGUGAUCGAUCAAGCAGGAACGAACGAUCGCGUGGUGAUCUGCUUCAUCCUCAACAAGUAGAGAGGAAGAGAGGAAGGAGGAGCGGGGCGGGGAGAGGGAGAUGUCGGGGCAGAACCAGAGGUUCCGACGGUGACGAUGCUGGGGGUGAUGAAGGCGCGGCUGGUGGGGGCGACGCGGGGCCACGCGCUGCUGAAGAAGAAGAGCGACGCGCUCACCGUGCAGUUCCGGCAGAUCCUGCGCAAGAUCGUCACGGCGAAGGAGUCCAUGGGCGAGGCCAUGCGCGCCUCCGCCUUCUCCCUCGCCGAGGCCAAGUACGUCGCCGGCGACGGCGUCCGGCACGUCGUCCUCGAGUCCGUCCGCUCCGCCUCCCUCCGCGUCCGCUCCCGCCAGGACAACGUCGCCGGCGUCAAGCUCCCCCGCUUCGGGCAGCAGAUCCAGGCCUGCCGCGCCGCCCACGUCCGCGCCAUCGAGGUGCUCGUCGAGCUCGCCUCCCUCCAGACCUCGUUCCUCACCCUCGACGAGGCCAUCAAGACCACCAACCGCCGCGUCAACGCCCUCGAGAACGUCGUCAAGCCGCGCAUCGAGAACACCAUCGCCUACAUCAAGGGCGAGCUCGACGAGCUCGAGCGCGAGGACUUCUUCCGCCUCAAGAAGAUCCAGGGCUACAAGAAGCGCGAGCUCGAGCGCCAGCGGCAGGCCGCCCUCCUCUUCGCCGAGGAGCAGUUCGCCGAGCGCAUCGCCCUCAAGAAGGGCAUCUCCGUCGGCUCCGCCCACGGCCUCCUCGCCGCCGCCUCCGACAGGGACGACGACAUCAUCUUCUGAUGCUCUCAUUCGUCAUCUUCGUCGUCGCGGUGAACUCCUCCCUCUCUCUCUCUCUCUCUCUCUCUCUUUUUCAGUCUCAAA